GAUGACCUAAACGCUAAGUGAGGUCUUUAACGAUAAGUCGAGAGUUUCACUUACCUCAACUCCCUCAACCCGAUAACUGAAGCCAAAAUGGCCACAGUCUCAGCUUCUUCAGCUCUACAUUCAUCUUUCAUAGCCAAACCUCGCACUUACCGACCAACCUCCACUCGUUUUUUCACAAUUCCCAUGAGAAUUCACCAGUUUCAGACCAAGUUGACCUUGAAGAGUGGCAACAGGAAGUGGGGUUUUAAUGGAAUGAGAAGUUUGAGGUCAGGGGAAGAGGAAGGAGCUCUAGUUACUGAACAAGAAAGCGAAGCAGUACCAGAACAAGAACAAGGAGAAGAAACAGUUGUUGCUUCUGAGGAACAACAGCCUGUUGCUGUUCCUGUCUCUCCUUCAGAUAAGCUCACCAUGUACUUCCAGGCAGAUGGAACUAUGAAUGAAAUGUCUAUUCCUAAUGUGACAAAGGCCUUAGAGGGAAUUGAGGGGAUUACAGAUUUAAAGGUUCAAGUCCUUGAGGGUAUUGCCACCGUCGAGUUGAAGAAACAAACAACAGUACAAGCGACAGGUGUGGCGGCCAGUUUGAUUGAGACCAUACAGGGUUCAGGCUUCAAGUUACAGACAUUGAAUUUGAGUUUUGAGGAGGAAGAGGAGGUAGAGGAGGUUCUUGUCUAGAUAUUACACUAUGAUCUGUCAAAAUUAAAUGAUGGAGAGGAGAGAGGUUAUCUUUUAUUUUUCCCUCAAAAUCUUGGAAUUAGACUAUUUGUGAGGCAUAUUCUUGAGAGAAACUGUAUUUUCACCUACUGUUUCCACCAAUGCAAUUGUUUGUAUUUUCUAUAAAAGUCAUUGGUUUUUUUAUCGCA
Molecule: messenger RNA, 860 nt
Organism: Mangifera indica (mango)
Lineage: Eukaryota; Viridiplantae; Streptophyta; Magnoliopsida; Sapindales; Anacardiaceae
Exons: 4
Coding region: 88-672 (194 amino acids)
Cellular component (GO): chloroplast
Molecular function (GO): metal ion binding
Source: RefSeq, a predicted model, not a curated record